AUGAAGGCAGCUCUGGCGCUUGUGCUCUCUCUCGCCCUGCUGGCUUCCUUCUCAGGCCCUGUCCUGACAUUUGCAGGGGCCUCCCCGAUCCUGACGGAAAAGCAGGCCAAACAGCUCCUGAGGUCCAGGCGCCAGGACAGGCCGAGCAAACCCGGGUUCCCCGACGAGCCCAUGCGGGAAUACAUGCACCACCUGCUCCGCCUGGAGCGCCGCGCCGAGGAGCAGUUCCUGGAGCACUGGCUGAACCCCUUCUGCAAGCCCCACUGUGACAGGAACCUGGUCCAUCCCGUGUAA
Messenger RNA from Miniopterus natalensis, 294 nucleotides. NCBI's taxonomy places the organism in Eukaryota, Metazoa, Chordata, Mammalia, Chiroptera, Miniopteridae. The record is from RefSeq and is a predicted model, not a curated record.